This is a messenger RNA of Dicrocoelium dendriticum, 2293 nucleotides long. NCBI's taxonomy places the organism in Eukaryota, Metazoa, Platyhelminthes, Trematoda, Plagiorchiida, Dicrocoeliidae. The record is from the annotation of a GenBank genome assembly.
AACCAAAUCAAUUUUCGUUCAGACAUAGUUUAAACAUCAAAAAUGCUCAUACCAGAUGAUCAGAUAUGGAUGGUUGUCGUCGGAUUCUUAAUAGCAUUUAUCCUGGCCUUUGGUAUUGGUGCCAAUGAUGUUGCCAACACAUUCGGAUCAAGUGUUGGUUCCAGGGUCUUGACGUUGAAACAGGCUUGCACACUUGCGACCAUCUGUGAACUACUUGGGGCCUUGCUUUUGGGUUCAAAGGUUUCAAGCACCGUGCGGAAGGGGAUUGUGGACACUUCCCUGUUUGAUACCCUCGAUAACGGUACAGCAAAGUUAAUGGCUGGUCAAGUUGCUGCUCUCGGCGGAUCAUGCACUUGGCUUCUAGUUGCCACAUUUUUCCGCCUACCUGUCUCUGGGACUCACAGCAUUGUUGGAGCCACUGUGGGUUUCAGCCUGGUCCUUUUUGGCUUCCGCGCAAUUCACUGGAUCGGUUUGGGAAAAAUUGUACUCUCGUGGUUCAUCUCUCCUGUUCUCAGCGGACUGGUUUCCGUUGGCGUGUUCGUCAUAAUCCAUUACUUAGUGCUCAUCAAGGAUGAACCUUUGGAACCUGCACUACGUCUUCUCCCUGGCUUUUACGGUGCAAUAAUCGUUACCAACUUGAUUACCAUUUUGUUGGGAGGAUCCGAAGUCUUUCAGUUUAACAGAAUACCAAUCUACGGAGUUUUCAUCAUUAGCUUUGGUGCAGGGACGAUAAUAGUUCUCCUAAUAAAGUUGUGGAUUCUUCCUAUACUUCGGCGACGCAUUCUUGCAGGAGAGAGCUUUGGCAGUAGGGCAAUGACGGCAAUAUAUCGACGGCUCGGAUGCCACAAAAUCAACCUUUGGUGCUGCAAACGUUUCAGGAGAAGGAACAAUAAAGCGAUGAGCAUAACUGCGAUAAACCACAUGGAGAAUAUGCACGAGGACGAAACCAGGGUUCCCGACGUACAUAUUUCUUUCGGUGAGAUGCAUCACAAGAAUAAAUCUGGCACGUUCGAGAUGGGUGCCAUGUCUCAUGGAGAUCCAGAUGUGGUUGCCUUAUCCCCCACUGUGGAGCCCGUCAAUAAGGAGUCACCUCAACAAUAUUCACAACGGACAGCUUCCACUCUGAAACUAGGUUCCAGAGCCUUCGAAGUCAAACCAACCGAAGUCGCUCCAAAGGAUCAACCAAACGGAAACUACGUACCAAAGGCAUUUUCUGCUUUUGGGGCUAAUACCAUGGAUAGCGGAGAACAAACUCUGUCUGUCACGAAACGCAGCGUACUCGCCCAACCGACUUUGCCUGUCAUUGGCGAGGAGGAACCGGAGGGUCGAAACGAAGUGAGCGACAGACCAACGGAAGCACGGGUGUUUUGGUCACUACAGGUCUUGACGUCCGUACUUGGAUCAUUUGCUCACGGUGGCAAUGACGUGAGUAACGCUAUUGGUCCUCUCAUGGGAUUGUGGAUUAUCGGUGUCACACAGGAUGUCAAUUCACGUAUGGCCAAUCCCUACUGGAUUCUGUUGUAUGGUGGCUUGGGCAUCUCCAUCGGCUUAUGGGUUUGGGGAAGACGAGUGAUACAGACUUUGGGUGAAGAUUUGACACGGAUCACCCCGUCCAGUGGUGUAUGUAUCGAACUUGGAUCGGCUCUAACAGUUCUACUAGCAAGCAAACUGGGCUUACCGGUGUCCACAACCCACUGUCAGGUUGGAUCGGUAAUUGCGGUCGGUCGAUUCAGGUCACGCGAUAAUGUGGACUGGAGGAUCUUCCGCAAUAUCAUUAUUGCGUGGAUUGUGACAGUUCCGGUGGCGUGCGGCAUUUCCGCACUCCUCAUGUAUUUGUUUACUUUCAUUGUGUAAAAAUUCCUAUUUUCGGUUAACUUUAUACUGCAUUAACUAACUAGAACUUCUCUGUAAAUUGGUCAGGACAGGACCAAGUUUCUCUGUCCUGUUCACAUCUUUAGAUGGACGUCGAUUCUUUUACUAUGGUUGACCUUGAGAAGGAUAGAUUACUUUUGUAUACUGCUAUUUCGAUUAUCAGACAACGGUGUAUUCAUCCAUCUUCUCUCUGUGCCUCCCACUUGACCCCACUCCUUGUAUCGGCUCUGCAUAUGUGGCCUUUUUUUUACCUCAAUCCUCUCGAUCCAUGUAACUCUAAUGGGUUUACUGACACGCGGUUGGUUCUUUUUCCACUGCACCCCAUGCCCAUUUGUAUUAUUCUCAUCUUAGCAAACUAAGCUAUUUGGAACUGUUAUGUUCCAGCACAUGGCUCCUCGAAAGAAGUAUAGCAUACCAUGAU